Molecule: messenger RNA, 2203 nt
Organism: Hippocampus comes (tiger tail seahorse)
Lineage: Eukaryota; Metazoa; Chordata; Actinopteri; Syngnathiformes; Syngnathidae
Gene: cmtm6
Product: CKLF-like MARVEL transmembrane domain containing 6
Exons: 5
Coding region: 110-688 (192 amino acids)
Cellular component (GO): membrane
Source: RefSeq, a predicted model, not a curated record
AGUUGCUCUUGGUCAAAAUAAAAAAGGCAACGCGGAAGUUCACUUCCCGUCACUUUUUUGGGGUGGAAAAUUGCACGAUUACUUGUUGUGGAAACCAGAACGCUUCAUCAUGGCCACAGAAGAAGUUUAUUCCUCGACGGUGGUGUCAAACCCGAAUGCUGCCUGUUGCCUGGUGCCGUCACAAUGUCUGGAAAAAGUGCGCUUCAUCAUCAAGCUCUUGGAAGUGCUGCUGUCACUGGUGGCGUUCUUCCUGGAGGAGAUGGUCUACGUCUGCAUCAACUGCGCAGCUCUGGAGUUCUUUGAGUUUGUCAGCUGCACGGCGUUCCUCUUCACCGCCCUGCUCCUCAUCCUCCUCUACACUAAGCUGCACCGCCGGGUGGGAAUCACCUGUUGGCCCAGCCUGGACUUUGUGUACACGAUGGUGAUCGCCUUCUUAUUCCUCAUCGCCUCCAUCGUGUUUGCUGCCAUCAACGGCGGCACUACUCUGGAGAAAAGUGCUGUGGCAUUUGGCUUCCUGGCCACAUUUGCGUUCAUGGCCGACCUUUUCCUGUUUUGGAGGAAUCACGGGCUUCCCUUUCCCAAAGGGGACCAGGCGCAGUCUACUAAUGGCAUCCCAGCGGCAGAACCUGACCAGAAGGCUCCCGUGGAGACGGAGAAACUCAACUUGGACGCCGCAGCAGCCGAAUGAUUUUGUUUUGUUUUUCUGUGCUUUGUGUGCCCUAUGAAAGGUCAAACAUUUUUACACUUCAGGAGGCGCUCUCGUCUCCGAUAGCUGGCAUGAAUUCCUCUCUUUAUACUACUGAGGCCAGACACUCAGGAAAUAAACAAUCACUUUUCCACUCAAAGGAGACAUAUUACGGAUGAUUUUUCACAAUUGAAAAGAUUCCCCAGGUGUCCCAAGAAGCUUUUAAAGUGCUGCUCGUAGUGAUUACAUUUCAUUAGGACCGCAGCAUUUCACUUGUUGGUUGAUGUCGGGGCUUGUCACAAAUCCUGGCCAAGUACGCGUAACUUCAAUCCUCAUGUCAACAACACAGCCCAACGUUGCGCUGGUACUGGUGACAUGUGUUGGCUAACGCUAAUAUGUGCGAACACUGCAGGCCUGCUUUGAUAUGGUGGUGCUUCUCCCACUGCCUCAGUGUGGUUUUUUUGGAACUUUUUUUUGCCUCGUUGGCAAGCCAUUGGCUAACUGACUCUCUCAGUCACAUUUUGUGAUGUAUUUGAGAUAAAAGAUUUUCUUGGUUGAUUCAUUUCGGUCUCGAUUGCUGGGGAGACACUGCAACACCCAAAUAUUUGCAUAGGUACAUUAUGUAAUCAAUUGUCCGUAAUAUGUCCCCUUGAAUAUAGUUUGUAAAUAUUCUGAAGAUAGCUUGUAAGAACAGAAAGUGAUGUUAUCCCUUGUCAUUUUUUUUCUCGUGUUUUCUGUCAUGACAGUUAAACGGGAUCAUACAGUAACAAGCAAAUGAAGAUGCUUUGUGAAAAAUGUUGACCGCCAAUAAUAAUUAAAUGGAUUCUUAUUUUUCAUGUGGGCUGGGACUGAUGAAAAAGUAGACAAUCAAAUAUAAGAUUUGUUUUUUUCUGAUGAAAUGGCUCCACUUUGUAAUAUUGUUACUAACAGACAAUUCUAGAAUGUUGUUUCCCCUUAAACCUUACACUGAUGCAUUGCUUGGUUGAAACUCGGCUAACACUCUUCAAAACUUGAAUCUCUCUGUGUCAAAAUGCUAAGAUGUCUUAAUGUUUGGGUGUAUAAAGUUAUGAUGCAAAAUGAAAGAGGUUGUAGAAUGAUUGUGGACUUUGAUCAUUAUAAACGCACUCCUCUUAACUCUCUUGGCAGUCAAGCAAAUGGUAAAUGAGUAAUUUGUAUUUUGUUUCCAAACCAAUUUUCUAUUGGUUCAACAUCUCAGGUGUUCAGUCUGAUUGGUUCCAACAAAAAUAUCUAUUAAAAUUGAAUUGAAUUGUAUCCCAGAUAGGAUGUGGACUGCAAAUGAUGACGCAACACAAUCUAAAAAGCGGUUAGACUUGGUACCCAAUGAUGAUCAAUUCUUUUACUUUUAAUGCUCGAUAGUGUGUUCUGUAUUUGAACAUGUUAUCCAGACAUGUGCCACACUUGCAAUUGUGUCAAGAUAAAGUGACAACUCACUUGGUUCUAUUUUCACAGCAUUGAUCUUUGCAAAUUUCUGUCAGAACUAAAAUGUCUUCUACUUCA